Messenger RNA from Onychostoma macrolepis, 4067 nucleotides. RefSeq names its product bromodomain containing 1b (gene brd1b). The coding region runs from base 416 to 3922 and encodes 1168 amino acids. Gene Ontology annotation, molecular function: protein binding. Gene Ontology annotation, biological process: regulation of transcription by RNA polymerase II. Gene Ontology annotation, cellular component: MOZ/MORF histone acetyltransferase complex. The transcript is spliced from 13 exons. Lineage: Eukaryota; Metazoa; Chordata; Actinopteri; Cypriniformes; Cyprinidae. The record is from RefSeq and is a predicted model, not a curated record.
UAGUGACGUGGCGCGUACGGCGCCGUGCGUGAUGACGCAGGGCGUAAGGGGAUGGAGAGCUGCAGCCGCAUUGUUGUGGGGGGAAGAGAGGCGAGCUAGCCUGCUAGCAUAGUGCACAUACGGCCAGCCCAAUAACGACUGAAAACAGGCGCCUUAGUAUGGUCGAGCUGCUGUUAUCUUGAGCGUGUAACUCCGGCUUUUAAAUGCUUAUUUUUGGAUCUGGCAGACCGUUACGGAUACCUCAUAUUGCCCUUGGAAUACAACGGAGAAGCGGCUGGUGGACGGUAGCGCGGCUCGUGCACGGAUUAAACCUACUGCUGUUCAGUAGGCCACAGCGCUGCUGCUUUUAGCUCGGCCGUACUGCCUUUAAAGCUUCUUUGAACGUCGACGGCGAAGUUCCUCUGUGGCAUUCAAAAUGAGGAAGAAGGUUCGACAUAAUCGUGUCACCACCCCGCAGAGGCCUCCCUCACCCAUCAAACCCUCACGUAACCGCGAGACCUUGACGUAUGCCGAGGCUCAACGUAUGGUUGAGCUGGAAAUCGAUGGCCGUGUGCACCGGCUCAGCAUUUACGACAAACUGGAUGUCAUCGACAGCGACGACCCUUUAGCUCAGGAGAUCAGCGAGUGCACCAGCAACAAGGAGAACACGGAGAAGCCGCAGCAGGUCCUUGUGCGUUCGGUGCGGCUCAAAAACAACCAGCAGAAGAAGAGCGCCGCAUUGACGACUGUGCAGGGUUCACCAGCUCAGGGCAGGCUACCGGAGCCAAAGAUCCGAACGGUUGAGUACAACCUCCCGGCGGUGCCGCGGAGGCCGUCAGCAUACUACACCUAUGUGGAGAAGACGCUGGACGAGCUCGACGAGGAGGUGGAAUACGACAUGGAUGAGGAAGACUAUGCAUGGCUCGAGCUGAUCAACGAGAAGAGGAAGACCGACGGCUGCAGCCAGGUCUCUCAGAACGUCUUCGAGUUCCUCAUGGACCGCUUCGAGAAGGAGUCUUUCUUCGAGAGCCAGGGCCAAGGAGAACCCCAGUCGCUUAUCGACGAGGAUGCCGUGUGCUGCAUCUGCAUGGAUGGCGAGUGCCAGAACAGUAACGCGAUUUUGUUCUGCGACAUGUGCAAUCUCGCCGUGCAUCAGGAGUGUUACGGCGUCCCCCACAUCCCAGAGGGCCGCUGGCUUUGCCGCCACUGCUUAAAUUUUCCCUCUCAGCUCGCCGAGUGCAUAUUCUGUCCGAAUAAAGGUGGUGCGCUUAAGAGAACGGACGACGAUCGCUGGGGGCACGUGGUGUGUGCCAUCUGGGUCCCUGAAGUCGGUUUUACCAAUACGGUUUUCAUCGAGCCCAUCGACGGUGUGGCGAACAUUCCUCCAGCUCGCUGGAAACUCACCUGUUACCUGUGCAAGAAGAAAGGAGUGGGCGCUUGCAUUCAGUGCAGCAAGGCCAACUGUUACACUGCUUUCCAUGUGAGCUGUGCUCAGAAAGCCGGCCUCUACAUGAAGAUGGAGCCCAUCAAAGAGGUCACUGAAUCAGGAGCUGCUACGUUCUCUGUGAAGAAAACGGCGUACUGUUGCUCUCAUACACCUAACGGUUGUGUGAGGAGACCCCUCACUAUAUACGAGGACUCCAAACCCAAGAAUGGUUUAUGUCAGAAGGCUGCUCACAGGGAUAGAGCAAAGGGAUGCCAGAAAAAGAAGAACAAAAAGCCCGAUUCGGAGCCUGUUGCAGUGGUUCCGACGGUUUCCGGGCCUAGUAUUACACCUAAAAGUUUCAACACGAUCCUCAAUCAAGUUUCUGUACAGAAGAAGAAGGUGUUCGUGGAACGGGUUCUCAGUUACUGGAUGCUCAAGAGGCAGUCGAGGAAUGGCGUCCCACUAAUAAGGCGCCUGCAGACUGCCAUACAAACGCAAAAAGAACCAGAACAGGCGCCAUGCGUUGAGGACCGUCAAGCUCUGACAGAGCAGUUAAAGGACUGGCAUCGUUUACGGCAUGACCUGGAGCGCGCUCGCUUGCUGCUGGAGCUCAUCCGCAAGAGGGAGAAGCUAAAGAGAGAGGAGAUGAAGUUGCAGCAGUCGGUUUUGGAGAUGCAGCUCACUCCGUUCCCUGUCCUGCUGCGAGCAGUGCUGGAUCAGCUGCAGGAGAAAGACCAGGCUAAAAUCUUUGCCCAGCCUGUCAGCGUCACAGAGGUUCCUGAUUAUCUAGAUCACAUCAAGCACCCUAUGGACUUCUCGACAGUGAGAAAGCGCAUCGACGCCCAUGCGUAUAAGAACCUGGAUGAGUUUGAGGAUGACUUCAACCUCAUUAUCAACAACUGCAUGAAGUACAAUGCCAAGGACACCUUUUUCUACCGCGCUGCUGUGCGUCUGCGAGAUCACGGUGGAGCGAUCCUCAGGAAGACUCGGCGGGACGCCGAACGGAUAGGCUUUGACUUCACCAGUGGAAUGCACCUCACUGAGCCUCCUAAGAUAGAGCCACCUCCAGCAUUGACCUGGGAUGAUGUUGACCGACUGUUAAACCCAGCCAAUCGCGAGCACAUGUCUAGGGAGGAACAAUUGAAUAAGCUGUUGGAGAUGCUGGAUUUAACCACUGCCAUGAAGUCAAGCCCUUCCCGGAGCAAACGGCUCAAGCUGCUCAAAAAGACCAUUAGUGAUGUGCGAAUGGAAAUGGGUCACAAAACGGAGCCCCCUUCAUUGGAGCAGAAUAAUCCCAAGGAAGAGGAAAAAGCGCCUCUUAUUCUCCCACAAGCCACUGAGGAAGAAGGUGACAAGUCAUUACCUCCAAAACUUGAGCCUUCAGACUCUGGGCCACUCCUGAAAAACUCAGACAGUCCCUGUGAACCUCCGACACUGAAACCCAUAGAGCCCAGCCCUGAAAAGUGCCCGAAAAAGGUCAAAUUUGACGGGGAGACAUUCUCUACCUCACUUCUAAAUGGUCUCUCCUCUGACGUUAUGCCCUCUGAAAAUAACGUUAUGGUUGCUACCUCCACUCUUACCGAACCAGCGAAUAUGGUCAACCGGCGAACGGCUGUGCUGUUUCGAAAGUCAAAGAGUCCGCAGAAGCCGUCGAACACAAGUGAAUCCUCUAUUGAUUGCCCUCAGCUGGGCACUAAGACGUUCCUGUCCGUGGUCAUCCCUCGCCUCGAAACCCUGCUCCAGCGCAGGAAGAGGACGCGCAGUGCUAGCGGCGACAGUCAGGGUGAUGAGGAUGAGUGUCCGAUCAAACGCUUGGAUACUGGCUUGUCUAAUGGCUUUUCUGAGCCAAAGAAAGGGCUAACUGUGAAUCGACUGUCAGAGCCUCGUCGCCGCUGUGCUUCAGAGUCCAGCAUUUCCUCCAGCGGAAGCGGGAGCAUACAGGAAAACACGAGUGAUGUCAGUCACGCAAAGAGCGGGAAAGGGAAGCUGGCGAUGACGAGACGAAACACGACGGACGAUAAAAAAGAACUGGUCAAUUGCGUGGAACCAGGGAAUAUUUCCAAAGCCAACAAGCUGGCAGCAGAGAUUGACAACAGCAAUAUUUGGAUGCCUGCUAACACUACACCACUAAAUCUGGAGCCCCUUAAACUAGUUUGGGCCAAACUUAGUGGAUAUCCUUCCUAUCCUGCCUUGAUCAUAGAUCCUCAGAUGUCUCGGGCGGGUUGCCAUCUCAACGACGAGUACAUUCCCACCCCUCCACGGGACGUGCUCAGGGUCGGAGAGCUGAUGCAGUUCAGGUCCAAGGAGAAACUCUUCCUCGUCCGCUUCUUCGACAGCAAACGCAACUGGCAAUGGCUUCCUAAAUCCAAGAUGGUACCAUUCGGAAUCGACAAGACCUUAGACCGAAGCAAAAUGUUGGAAGGCAGAACGUCAGGCAUCCGUAAAGCUGUGCAAAGCGCCUUCAACCGUGCCAUGAACCACUUGAGCCUUGUCCAGGACUUAGGCGCUGGAGAUUAACGGAGAUCCAUGUUGGAGGGUUUCAUCAAGCCCCACGUUUACCCGACGCUACGCUCCCGUAUCAGACUGGUCCUUCUUCCCAAUUCUGUUAGGAGCCGGCAAGCUUCUCAACGGACGAAUGUGAGAGCGCCUUCACUCUCCUGUA